AUGUACGUUGCGUUGUGGUACAAGCAUGGCAAGCCAAUCCAUGGACGUGCGUGGAACAACAACGGCGGUGUUGAGUGCUCGUUUCCCUAUAGUAAAGUCGAGCUGUCAGGCGCUAAGGACCUCGGUGGACAAAUCCAGAUUCUCACCUAUAAGGGAGAUUUUGAUUCACUGGGAUAUUGGUAUGAAUGGCUUCCAGUCAAGACACGCUUAGCAGGCGAGGCACAUCGUGAACUCGUCCGAUGUGGGCAGUCGACACCUGUGCUGAUGCCAUGCAAGGACGGGCAGCAGAGAAUCGGCUACCUGGAUCUGAGCACUGAAAUUGCUCUGGUAUCAGUAGGUGGCAAAACAGAGAGCUUGGCUGGUAGCCCGGCGCAAGAACUCCUAGGCAUUUUCCGCAACCUGCGUCCACCACCUACUGGUGUUAAGAUCUACGAAGACCUCUGGGGAGACAUGAAGUUUGGCGACAAUUUCCCGAAAAAUGUGGUGCCGGCCGAUUACCGUCAGUUGAAGACAGAAACUGGCCCGAUGAAUCAAUAUGUAGCACUGUGGUACAAACACGGAGAACCGGUGUUCGGCCGUGCCUAUCCGAGCCAGUCCGGAAAGAUUGUGGCAAGUUUUGGUGCCAAUAACCAGGAGAACAGCGGUCCAGAAAUCGGUUCAAUGCAAAUGCUUACAGUACCUGACGAAAGCAAGAUGGGUCUCGAAUACAAAUGGAUAACGACAGCCGAAGGAAGAAGCGGUGGAUGGACUAUGGUACAUGUUGGCGACUCCGCACCUGUGAUUGUCGUUGAUGAGAAGGGUAACGAAUACUUGGGCAACUUAGAUACUGGGAAGGAUAAAGCAUCAAUUGGUUGGGCUGGUAAAGAAAAGGUGAGGAACUUUACACACGAGUGA
This is a messenger RNA of Angiostrongylus costaricensis, 894 nucleotides long. The record is from the annotation of a GenBank genome assembly. Lineage: Eukaryota; Metazoa; Nematoda; Chromadorea; Rhabditida; Metastrongylidae.